Bombina bombina (fire-bellied toad) is the source of this 1853-nucleotide messenger RNA. Its product is annotated as zinc finger protein OZF. The record is from RefSeq and is a predicted model, not a curated record. The transcript has 8 exons. Bases 195 to 1736 code for a protein of 513 amino acids. NCBI's taxonomy places the organism in Eukaryota, Metazoa, Chordata, Amphibia, Anura, Bombinatoridae.
CUUAGCCAUAUGGGAACUAGUCACACCGUUUGGUAGCAUUUUUAACUUUGCUUUCUAUACAGGCUGCAGCGAGUAAGACCGGUGAUCUUCUGCCCGCAGCUCCUGUUGUACUUAGCACAGCAAUGACGAAUCAGGCUUCCUCCAAUCAUUUAGUUCUGUCGAUUUAGAUCUGAAGGACCCGGCUUGUUCUCAUAAUGGAUCAGCACUUAAAUCGUUUUAAAGUGAAGACAGAGGAAGAAGAGUUGGACAUUGACAGUCACAUGACCAGCAUAAAGACAGAAACAGAUACAUUUCCUAUCGAUAAUAUUCUACAGGAAAAUUUAGAGAUGAAGACAGAGGAAGAGAAGGUGGACACUGAUGAUCAUUUAAUAAAGACUGUAAUUGUUACAUCCACUGAUGGCAGUGCAGAGGUGAAGUCAGAGAAAGAAGAGCCGGACAUUGACAAUCACAUGACCACCAUAAAGACAGAAGCAGAUACAUUUACUAUUGAUAGUGUUAGAGAAAAUGUAGAGGUUAAGUCAGAACCAGAAGAGAAGGAUACUACGCAUCAUGUGACUGUUAGGUCUUCAGAUGUGGGUUUUCUAACAAAUGUAGAGGUGAAGUCAGAACCAGAAGAACCAAUUGCUAAUGAUCUUGUGACCACAGUGAAUCCUGUGACUAUUAAUUCCACACACCAUGAGAACAUCUCGAAUGUUAAUCACCCACAGCAGAGAAUAGUAAACAUUAUAUUGAUACCACAGGGCUUUACAGUGAUGAGAGCUAAUGACCGUGGUCAAAUAGUAGAUGUAUUCCAGAAGCCAUUGUGCACACCGACUAAUAAAGUCGUGAAACAAAAAAAAGCUACUGAAAAAUGCAAGAAAUCGUUGCCUUGUACAGAAUGUAGUAAAAUCUUUGCAACCAAGAAAGGUCUAAAAAGACACCAACGGCUCCAUACAGGAGAGAAGCUAUAUAAAUGUUCCAUGUGCGAGAAAUGUUUCACACAAAAGUGUAGCCUCACCUAUCAUGAAAGAACCCAUACAGGAGAGAAGCCCUUUACUUGCAUGGAUUGUGGAAAACGCUUUGUAUGUAAUUCAGAUCUUCUAAAGCAUGAAAGGAAUCAUAGAGAGGUUAAUAUAUUUACAUGUAAAGAGUGUGGGAAAUGUUUCAAGCACAAAAGUAGCCUCAAAUUUCAUGAAAUUAUCCACAAAGGAGAGAAACCAUUCCCUUGUAUGGAUUGUGAAAAAAGUUUUGUAUGUAAAGCUGAUUUCUUAAAACACCAAAUGAGUCAUACAGGUGAGAAACCAUUUACAUGUACAGUGUGUGGGAAACAUUUCAGACACAAGAGUAGCCUCACAUCUCAUGAAAUCAAGCACAGAGGGGACAAACCCUUCUCUUGUAAGUAUUGUGGAAGAGGUUUUGCUCACGAGUCAGAACUCUCAAAACAUGGAAGGAUGCACACAGGAGAGAAACCAUACACGUGUAUAGAUUGUAACAAAAGUUUUGCAUGGAAGUCUUGUCUCAUACAACAUCAAAAGAUUCAUACAGGGGAGAAACCAUUUUCAUGUACAGUGUGUGGGAAAAGUUUCACACAAAAGGGUAAUUUAAGAACUCAUGAAAUGACCCACACAGUGAAGAAACGAAAAAACGCAAAAUCUUUUAUUUGUACAGAAUGUGGAGAAAGCUUUGGACAUAUGUCACUUCUCUUAAGUCACCAAAACAUUUGUACAAUAGAGAAGCCUGUAACAUGUACAGAAUGAGAUGGGUGUUUCUCAAUAAAUAAUACACAAAAUUGAAAAAUAUUAAUUUGUACUAAAUGUAGAAAAACCAUUGACCUUAAUGUAUAUCUUUGAAAACAUAUAAAUAUUCAACCAUGA